AUGACUCACAAAUUAAUUAUGCUUGUGAGCAUGGUGGUUCUUCACAGCACGUUUAUAAGUGGAAAAACCACAUGUGAACGGCGCCUAGUGGAGGAAUGGCAUACACAUCCCUCGUCAUAUGUGGUGAAUUGGACACUAACAGGAAAUAUUUGCAUGGACUUCUAUGGAGAUUGCUGGUUUGGAGACGGAACUUCUAAAAUGAAUACUUCAGGCAAUCAAGUCGUUCCCCAGAUUUGCCCUUUGCAAAUUCAAUUAGGAGACAUCCUUGUCAUUUCUUCUGAACCAUCUCUUCGAUAUCCAGAUAUAAAUCUGAUGAAUGUUUCUGAAGUAUCAUUCAUUGACUGUCUGCAAAAUACCACAGCUGAGGAUCAGUUACUUUUUGGUUGCAAACUAAACGGAAUGCACACUGUUAAUCCUAGGUGGCUGAGUGUUGGGACACACUAUUUUAUCACAGUAAUGGCAAGUGGUCCAGCCCUUUGUCAGCUGGGACUUCGACUAAACGUGACAGUAAAAGAGCAGUUCUGCCAGGAAUAUCCGAGUUCAGAAUUUUGCUCUGGACGUGGUAAAUGUCUUACUGAAGUUUGGAGCAAGACAUACAGCUGCCAUUGUCCGCCUCCAUUUUCUGGAAAGUACUGCCAAGAACUUGAUGCAUGUUCUUAUAAACCAUGCAAAAAUAAUGGCAAUUGCAUUAAUAAAAAAGAAAAAUGGAAUAAACAAGGAUAUGAAUGUAUCUGUCUCCCACCAUUUACAGUCAUAAAUUGCUCAGAAAUAAUUGCCCAAUGUCAACCACAUGUCUGUUUCCAUGGAAACUGCAGCAUUGUCACUGCAGAUAGUUUCAUUUGUGAAUGUGAGGAAUUUUUCACAGGUCCAUCCUGUGAGGAGUCAGUGGAACACUGUGUUUCUCAGUCUUGUUGGAAAGGAGGAAUUAGUCAAAACGAGAGCUCUGCUUACAUCGGGGAAUGCCUGGAAGGAUUUCUCAAUCAAAAUUGUGAAACUGAUGUCAAUGAGUGUUCACUGAUACCAUGUCAUAAUAAUACUGACGGCAUUCAUAUUCCAAAGGAUAUCAUAUGCAUGUGUUUACCAAUACUGACAGGCGAGCUUUGUAAGCGACUUCAAACACCACACGGGUCAUUUCCUUGCAAGACCAAUGCCACAAGUAUAAAAUAUGACAAAGAUGACCAUUGCAGUGGUACGGCAGGACUGACUGGAAAAAACUGUGAGAAAGUAGUUGACCACUGUAGACUGCUCAGCGUCAACUGUCUGAAUGAAGGAUGGUGUUUCAAUAUAAUUGGAAGAUUCAGAUAUAUAUGCACUCUAGGGUGCACAAGAAAUUCCUAUUGGUUUGUGAGGAAUGCUUGCUCAGGUCAUCUGUAUCCCUGCUACUGUGGAAUCAUCAGCCAUGAUGUUUACCAAGCUGAAGGAUGUAAGCAUGUGUGGAAAUUGGGAUUUACAGGAUGUAAAGGUGGAAAACAUGAAGUGGUUACCGGUGCCCACUUCUUUCUCACCCCCAACUGCACAGAAUGCGCCAUCCAUGUGAACCAAUCUGAAGCCACUGGUCGAAUAUGUUGGUUGCGACAUGAAGGAACAAGGGAGAUGUGUGUAAAUGAAUGUAGUUGUAUGACGAAAGAAGAUAAUAAGAGAUAUUGGCAUCUCUGUAUUCCAGCAUCACUUUGCAAAAUGUUUGCAGAAAAUACAACUGGCUAUGAAGAAACUGGGUGUCAACAUGAAGCUAUUUAUGAAGAUGAAUUCAAUAAAUCCAGAUGCAGCUGUUCUCUCAGCCACGUUGACGGAUUCCGUGUUCUCACCAUUGAAGGGUGCGUAGGAAACGAGAGUACAUCAGUGCUCAGCCUCUGCCAAGUCCGUUGGCACAACUGCAGCUGUCUGCAAAGACAUGAAAGACACAUCUGUGAAACAGAAACUGAGGAUUGUCCAUCUGUGCUCUGCAAAACUGCAGCAACAGGUACACCUUUCAGUGGCUAUUUCUUUUGCAAAUGUGUUCCAGGAUUUCCAGGGACAAGAUAUGAAAUAGAUGUAGAUGAAUAGGCUUCACAUCCCUGCAGGAAGGGAGCCACCUGCAUUGACCAAGCUGGUAAUUAUUUCUGCCAAUGCAUGGUUCCAUUGAAAGUGGUUGACGGCGUCUCCCGUUUGGGCAGCCCUGGCUCUGCUGGUCUGCGACAGGACCCUGAUGAUUGCAUCCUGAAUGCCCACCAGAACAGUUCCACCUGCAAAGACCUACAUCUCAGCUACCAGUGUGUGCGCCUUUCUGGUUGGGAAGGAAAUUUUUGUGAACAAGAAUCCAGUGACUGCAAAACGAAUCCUUGUAAGAACAAUUCUACCUGUACUGACUUUGGCAAUAGUUAUCGCUGUGAAUGUCCACCUGGAUGGACUGGACAAAACUGUAGUGAAGAAAUAAAUGAAUGUGACUCUGACCCGUGCAUGAAUGGAGCUCUUUGUCAUGAAUCUUCCAUCCCUGGACAAUUUGUGUGCCUCUGCCCACCCUUCUAUACUGGAAAAUUCUGCCAUCAGCACCAUAACCCCUGCGAUCCACUCAGUGAUCCUUGCCAAAACAACUCAACGUGCUUGGCUUUGGUAGAUGGAAGUCAUUCUUGUGUUUGUAGAGAAGGUUUUAAGGGUGAAUACUGUGAAAUUACCAUGAGUGAGUGCCUCUCCCUUCCUUGUCAGAAUUACGGUGACUGUAAAGAUGGGCUCAACAAUUCCAGGUGUGUUUGCAGACCUGGCUUUUCUGGACCUCUGUGUGAAAGUGAAACUAAUGAGUGUUUCUCUAACCCUUGCAAAAACAAUGGAAUCUGUGUGGAUCUGACAAACAUAUUUUUAUGUAAUUGUGGACCUGGGUAUCAUGGAUCUUUUUGUGAACUGGAUAUAAAUAAAUUUGAAAUCUCACCUUGUCCUAAUGGAGAAAAUUGUGUCAACAGAACAGGUGUAUGCCUCUGCCUCUGUGCUCCUGGUUAUACAGGCAUCGACUGUGAAGCAAAUAUAGAUGAAUGUCUGUCAAAGCCCUGUCUCCAUGAUGGACCCGGCACUGAUGGCAUCAAUCAUUACACCUGUGACUGCAAGAGUGGGUGUUUCAGGACACACUGUGAAGCAAAUGCAAAUGAGUGUCUCUCAAAUCCUUGUCUACCUGGAAGAUGCACAGAUUUCAUUGAUGUGUAUCAAUGUUUGCGUGAUGCAGAAUGGAUUAGCUCGAGAUGUGAGAUCCAGAUUAGUAAUUGCACAUCCAUCCCUUGUGUGAAUGAAGGCUUCUGCUGGAAGGCAGUCCACAACUUUACUUGCAUUUGCCCACGUGAAUCUACUGGUGCUCGCUGUGAAAUAAAUACCAGCAGUUGUGCUGAGUCUGAGCUGAAUGUGGUCCUCUGUCUAAAUGGAGGGAUUUGUGCUGAAGGACCUGGACACACUUUCUACUGCAGAUGUCUUCCUGGAUUUUCUGGGCAAUUUUGUGAAAUUAAUAUAAAUGCAUGUUCUUCAUCACCAUGUCUAAAUGGUGCAGACCGGGAGGAUCACAUCAACACAUUUGUUUGCAAAUGUCAACAAGGAAGGUCAGGACAUCACUGUGAGAAGGAAUUUGAUGGAUGCCUUUCCAACUUACAUGUUUGUGGAACAUGCGUAGAAAAUGAACUUGGCCUUGGCUUGACAUGUAUAUGCACAUCUGGAUUUGUGACCUGCUCCAUUGGGCUUCUUUGUGGUAAUGAAACAGGAAGAAUCACCUGUUUAUGUCCUGGUUCUCAACGGACAGACGUCAAUUCCACACACACAUACCCACUGCCCACUUCUGAGACUUCAGUCAGUAGCCUCCCGCCUGGAAGGGCUGCAAGACUGUGGCCCAUAAUGAAUACGUCUCCUGCUGAUCAAAGUCCAAAACAGACAGACAUUUUCAAGCAUGAUAAUCUCCCAACCACUGGUUUGGCAGCAUUAAAUCCUGGCACAUCCUUUGAAAGCGAUUUACCGGAAGAACUGAUUUCCACGAGAGAGCUUUCAGCCAAACACAGUCUUCUUUCUUCUGCAGACGUUUCCUCUUCUCCAUUUACGAAUUUUGGCGUGCAUGACCCAGCACGCUCUGUCGGGGGCAAAACAUCUGCAUCACAGACGCCCACCCAGACUUCACCGGGCGCACCAGGACUCUUUUUCCCUGGUAGGGGAGAGAGGAGGACCCCGUUUGGCAUCUCUUCCUCGAUGACAGGUUUUAUUUUUCCUUCACAAUCUUUACUAUCUGAGCUCUAUCAGACUGAUGCCUUGUCUGCUCCCACGAUGAGUUCGGCAAUUAGUGGCAUUCCAGGGGCUGAUGUUGAGUUAAACAGACACUCAUUACUCUCCCGUGGAUUCCUGCUUACCACUGCUUCCGCAAGUGCACCUCCAGUUGGGGGUGCUCGUGGGGUUCAAGAGGGUAUUGAAGAAUAUUCAGCUGUCUCUUUCAUUUCAAGAGGAGAGUCCAGGAGACAGCUGAGCUCUGCGAUGUGUUGCGUGUCUCCCGCGAAGAUAAUUACAUCCAGCCAGGUAGCCAUCUUACACCCAUCAGCGCGGCCCCGGUCCCCCGCGCCAGCCUCCGCUCCCAGUGAGUAUCAGGUUAUUACUGAAGCAUCUAGCAACAGGAGACUCGCAAACAGCACACCACAGGCUGCUGAUUCUUUAAGUGAAUUAAGCCAAACAUGUGCAACAUGCUCUAUGACUGAAAUAAAAUCCUCUCAUGAAUUCUCAGAUCAAGUUUUGCAUAGCAAACAGUCCCACUUUUAUGAGACAUUCUGGAUGAACUCAGCGAUAUUAGCCAGCUGGCAUGCACUAAUGGGAACUCAAACUACCACUUCUGGGCAUUCGUUGUCUUCCGCUGCUGAAAUAAUGCCAUCAGUGGCAAACACAGAACUGUCAUCUUUAUUUCCUUCUAAAAAGAGUACAAAAAGAAGAGUUUUGUCCCCAUCCUUAGAGGAAUGCAUUACCCAAUCAAGUAAUUUGGAUGUUAAUUUAUGUUUGGAUAAGGUUUGUUUAUCCAUUGUCCCUUCACAAACUGUCUCUUCAGACCUGAUGAAUUCUGAUUUGACUUCAAAACUGACUACUGAGCAUCCUUCGGUAUCAGAAAACAUUUUUAAACUAUUGAAAAUGGGACAGUAUGGUAUAACUGUGGGUCCCACUGAGAUGCUGAAUCAAGACAAUUUGUUGGGCGUGCAAGAGCGUGAAGGGUCUCAUACUCAGUUCAAACCUCACACGGGUGAUAGUUCUCUAGAUUUUGAAAUUAACUUACAUAGUCGUCCAGAAAGUACGCAUUCAAGUGACCUCAAAAACAACCCACCACCAUACGUAGACGUCAUGUCUGAUUUUUCAGAAGUCACUGCUGGUGUAGCCUUCUCUACGGUUUCAGCAUCUCAGUUACUUCCAAGACAGACCUCAUUUCCCACAUCUGUACUUAUGCCAGCUAGGACGUAUUACACAGAUUAUCUGACCUUGACAUCUGAAGACGUCAGAAUUUCUUCAGAAUGGUCCAGAUGGGAUCUUCAGCCUAGUGUACAUGGCCAGGAAUCUCCUCCUGCUGGCCAGAGGCUCUCCGUCACCACAUCUCUUCCUCUGUCUUCACUGGAGCUCAUUCCAGCAUCUACUCAGCUGAUUUCUGAUUUCAGCUGUGUUUGUUAUUAUGGAGAUUCCUAUCUAGAAUUUUGGAAUGUGUCUUUAAAUCCACAAAAUAGCAUCUCCCUAGGAUUUCAGACCUCCAGUUCCCAUGGACUCCUGCUCUAUAUGAAGCAAGACUCCAAUUCAGUAGAUGGAUUUUUUAUUCAAUUAUUUAUCAAAAAUGGCACUUUAAAGUACCAUUUUUCUUGUGCUGGUGAAGCAAAAUUGGAAAUCAUUGACACUACUAUUAAAGUGGAUGAUGGACAAAAGUAUACACUGCUUAUCAGGCAAGAAUUGGAUCCAUGCAAGGCUGAACUGACUAUUCUAGGGAAGACUAUGAAAGCAAGCAAAUCUAUUGGUCGCAUGUCUGGAGAACCCCUGCCGGAAUCAGGGGCUGUAUUUAUUGGUGGAGUUCCAGGUCUACAUGGAGCAAACCAGAUUUCUGGACCAGCUGAGAACUUUACGGGCUGCAUAGAAAUUAUAGAAGUCAAUAACUGGGGUUCGUUCAUCCCGUCCAAGGCAGUGAAAAAAAUCCACAUCGACAGUUGCAGAUCCCCGGAUCCUGCUCUGUCCGCAGCAUCUCCCUCUGUCGUUCCUCCUGAGGUCACGGGAGGGGCUGGCCCCACGCCAGCCUCGCUGGCCCCUCGCCCCGCUCCAGCCGCCUGCCGGGGACCCGUGUGCCACAAUGGGGGCACCUGCCGCACAGUCUUCCUCCCGAGUGGCGCCUUCUCAUUCCAGUGCGACUGUCCGCUCCAUUUCACUGGUCGGUUCUGUGAACGAGAUGCAGAUUUAUUUUUUCCAUCGUUCAACGGGAAUUCCUAUUUAGAACUGCCUUUUUUUACAUUCUUGGAGGAGCUGAAGCUUGUCCCGGAGAAGGAACAUAACAGAAGUGUUACCAUCUACUUAAUGAUAAAAACAAACACUUUGAAUGGAACUAUUCUCUACAGCAAUGAGAAGAAUUUUGGACAUCAGUUUCUUCACUUAUUUCUUGUGGAAGGAAGGCCCACAGUUAAAUAUGGAUGUGGAAGCUCUGAAAAUAUCUUGACUCUUUCCGCUAAUUAUAGCAUUAACAAAAAUGUAUUCGUCCCUAUCACAGUACGCUACACGAUGCCUGUUGGCAGCCCUGGGGUUGCCUGUAUGAUUGAAAUGAGUGCAGACAGAAAACCUCCAAUAAGGAAGGAAGACACAGAGAUACCUCACGUCUCCCCGGUGUAUUUUGAAAAAAUAUUCCUUGGCCAUAUCCCCACAAAUGUUGAGAUCCAUAAGAAUGCAGGCCCCGUUUAUGGAUUCAAGGGCUGCAUUCAAGAGCUUCAGGUAAACAACAGAGAGUUCUUCAUCAUCGACGAAGCUCUACGUGGGAAGAACAUUGAGAACUGCCACGUCCUUGGCUGUACUCACCAUCUGUGUCGCAACAAUGGCACCUGCGUCAGUGACAGAGAAAACUGGUUUUGUGAGUGUCCAAGGCUGUAUUCGGGCAAGCUGUGCCAGUUUGCGACUUGUGAAAACAACCCCUGUGGGAAUGGUGCCACCUGUGUCCCUAAAUCUGGGACAGACAUCAUCUGCCUCUGCCCGUUUGGGAGGUCUGGACUCCUCUGCACUGAAGCUGUUAACGUCACUCAGCCCAGGUUCAGCGGGAUGGAUGCCUUUGGAUACACCUCGUUCCUGGCUUACGCACGGAUCCCAGACAUCAGCUUCGAUUACGAGUUCCGCUUGCAGUUUCAGCUGGCAAACCACCACUCGGCGCUGCAGGAUAACUUGAUAUUUUUCACCGGACAGAAGGGCCAUGGGCUGAGUGGUGAUGACUUCCUGGCCGUGGGUCUACGCGGGGGCAGCGUGGUUUACACUUACAACCUGGGAUCUGGCACAGCAAGUAUCAGCAGCGAUCCCCUGGAUUUGAGCCGUGGGAUCCACACAGUGCAUCUGGGGAGGUCCUUCCGAGCAGGCUGGCUGAAGGUAGAUGAUCAUGAAAAUAAAUCUGUCAUCUCCCCAGGAAAGCUGGUUGGUCUCAACGUCUUCGGCCAGUUUUAUGUAGGCGGCUGCAGCGAGUACACUCCAGAGCUCUUACCGGACGGAGCUGAUUUUAAAAACGGCUUUCAAGGCUGUAUAUUUACUAUUCAAGUUCGCACUAAGAAGAAGGGCCAUUUCAGAAGCCUGGGGAGUCCCGAGGGCCACCCGAGUGCUGGGCGCAGCGUCGGCCAGUGCGAUGCUUCUCCUUGUAGCCUGAUGCAAUGUGGCAACGGCGGGACGUGCGUGGAGAGCGGGGCGACUGUAUACUGUAACUGCCCUAGCGGCUGGAAGGGAGCACUCUGCACGGAGACCGUUUCCACCUGUGACCCUGAGCAUGCCCCUCCACACCACUGCAGCCAAGGAGCUACCUGUGUGCCGUUGCCUCGUGGAUACACCUGUUACUGUCCUCUGGGGACCACUGGAGUCUACUGUGAACAAGCUUUGUCCAUAAGUGAUCCGUCUUUCAAAAGCCAUGAAUUAUCCUGGAUGUCUUUUGCUUCCUUUCAUAUUCGAAAAAAGACACAUAUCCAGUUGCAGUUUCAGCCUCUUGCAGCGGAUGGCAUCCUCUUUUACGUUGCACAACACUUAAAAGCACAAUCAGGUGAUUUUUUAUGUAUCUCUUUAGCAAAUGGUUCUGUUCAACUUCGCUACAACCUUGGUGACAGAACUAUCAUUCUAGAGACGCUCCAAAAAGUAACCAUUACUGGAAGCACCUGGCAUGUGAUUAAAGCAGGAAGAGAUGGUGCAGAAGGCUACCUGGAUCUGGAUGGGAUCAAUGUAACAGGAAAAGCCAUUGCUAAAAUGAGUUACCUGGAUACAAAUACUGACUUCUAUAUUGGAGGAGUGUCAUCCUUAAAUCUUGUUAAUCCCAUGGCAACAGCAAAUGAACCUGUAGGUUUCCAAGGUUGUGUCCGGGAAGUUAUUAUAAACCAUCAAGAAUUACAGUUAACUGAAUUAGGAGCAAAAGGUGGCUCAAAUGUAGGUGACUGUGAUGGGACAGCCUGUGGGUACAGUGUGUGCAAAAAUAGAGGCGAAUGUAUAGUAAAUGGCACAACUUUCUCUUGCAGAUGUUUGCCACACUGGGCUGGAAAUACAUGCGACCAGUCUGUGCACUGUUUGAGUAAUCUCUGUCUCCACCAGUCUCUGUGUGUCCCUGGCCAAUCAUUUUCUUACAGUUGUUUAUGUACUUUGGGUUGGGUGGGAAGGUACUGUGAAAACAAAACUUCAUUUUCAACUGCAAAGUUUGUAAGUAAUUCUUACAUUAAGUUCAUUGAUCCAGAUUACAGAAUGAGAAACCUUCAGUUCACUACUGUAUCCUUCAGUUUCAGUACUACUGAAACAGAAGGUUUAAUUGCAUGGAUAGGGAAAGCUCAAGAUGAAGAAAAUGAUUUUCUGGCAAUUGGUCUCCAUAAUCAGACCUUAAAAAUAGCAGUUAAUUUAGGAGAAGGCAUCUCUGUACCUAUGAUUUAUAGCAACGACACAUUCUGUUGUAAUCAAUGGCACCAUUUAAUUAUAACUCAAAAUCAGACUCUUAUUAAGGUCUACCUAGAUGACAAUCUAAUUCUCUCUGAGGAUAUUGAUCCACAUAGAAAAUUUGUUGCUCUAAACUAUGGUGGUACUUUUUAUUUAGGGGGCUUUGAAUAUGGUCGAAAUGUAAAUAUCGUUACUCAAGAGAUUUUUAAAAGAAGUUUUGUUGGCAAAAUUAAAGAUGUAUUUUUUCAGGAUUCCAAAAAAAUUGAGUUAAUUAAAUCGGAAGGAUACAAUGUUUAUGAUGGUGAUGAACAAAAUUAGGUUAACAAACUAAAACUAGUGAUUUUAGUAUAUAAAAUAUAUUGUAAAUGCAGUUGAUGGUUAUUUCUUUGGCAAAUUACUAUUACCUGAAAUAGUCUAAAUGCUAACACAUCUUUUUUAUAAGCUUAUAAAACACAGCUGAAGAAAAGAUUUUGGUCAUGUUUCCUACAGCCAAUUUAUCUGAGUCCUCAGUUUUCACUCCAUUAGUUCAUUUAGAGUCCCUUCAUCGGCAAAUUGUUUUUAAAUAAUUUAGGUGGGAAUGAAUUAGUGAUGUGUACAAGAAAACAGAAAAGCGUAAAGUAUUAACUAAAAGAAAAAGUAAAAUUAUAUAAGAAAGGAAAUAUAACCAUAUUCUGUUACAUGGCUCAGCUAUGAAUUUCCUACAUGGCUGCAAUAAUGUGAAAUCUGAAAAUGGACUUAAAUUACUGCAUGAAUGUGGGAAGAUGGAAGAUGAAGGGAAGGAGGCCAGGCUGGUGAAAGUUAAAUCCUUAUCUUCCAGAUUAAGUUAUCAAUAGAUAUUAGUUUUUAUAACUUGAAAAAAACCACGUAUACAUGUCACUUACAAAUAUAAAGGCAAAUAUCCUAAGAAAUAUCUAGAAGAACUGAAAGCAGUCACCUCUGGAUAGAAGACCAAUGCAGACGCUGUUGGACUUUGUUUAUAAACCUUGCAGAAUUACUUGACCUUUUAAACUAUGUAACUAAUCAAAUUUUAAAAUUAAACUUCAUUCACAUUUAACUUUUCAAGUCUACAGUCCCAAAACUGAGCAUAAAACAGGUUCUGAGUAAUGUCAUUGAAAAUUAUUGUUCUGAUGUUAUCUGUACCAUUAAAAGCGUAAUUUGAGAAAGUC
Camelus dromedarius (Arabian camel) is the source of this 10256-nucleotide messenger RNA. It is a transcript of the gene EYS, whose product is annotated as eyes shut homolog. NCBI's taxonomy places the organism in Eukaryota, Metazoa, Chordata, Mammalia, Artiodactyla, Camelidae. The transcript is spliced from 41 exons. The record is from RefSeq and is a predicted model, not a curated record. Gene Ontology annotation, molecular function: calcium ion binding.